Molecule: messenger RNA, 903 nt
Organism: Lytechinus variegatus (green sea urchin)
Lineage: Eukaryota; Metazoa; Echinodermata; Echinoidea; Temnopleuroida; Toxopneustidae
Product: galactosylceramide sulfotransferase-like
Exons: 2
Coding region: 1-903 (300 amino acids)
Biological process (GO): glycolipid biosynthetic process
Cellular component (GO): membrane
Molecular function (GO): galactosylceramide sulfotransferase activity
Source: RefSeq, a predicted model, not a curated record
AUGGCGAGGCGAGCUGUGGUUGCAUCGACCGUCGUCCUCACUUUGAUGACGGUCAUCAUACUCAGUCUCCUAUUCGACGGUAGCUAUAACCGCAGCGAGGAUGCCACAGUGGUGGUCGGCAAUACAGCGUCACAUCGUAUGUACAGCGAAAAUAAUCUGGAUCCUAGUGAACGUAUCUUACCAAGGAAAGAAGGGGAGUGUCAACCUGAGAAACAGAUAGUGUUUUUGAAGACGCACAAGACAGCCAGCAGCACCACAGCCGGUAUCAUCGACCUCUUUGCUUACAAGAACAACCUGACGGUGGCCGUUCCACCCGAGGGUCAAGCCUACAUGGACCGUACUAAGCUCUUCCAACGGGAUAUGAUUGCCAAAUUACGCAAGAGGGCCGUGAAAUGGAGAGACACUGUUGGCUUCAAUGUCUUCUCCAGCCACGCGCGUUACAAUCGCAAAGAAAUGGACGCCGUGGUCCCCAACGCGAAAUACAUCACCAUCUUACGUGAUCCGAGCAAGCAGCUACCUUCUGCGUUGGUGUACUACAAGUUCGACACACGUCUUGAGCGUAAGUUUGAUAGACAGGGCAGGACGUACACGAAUGUCUUGGAGGAGUUUAUGAGAGACCCGGCUGCAAACAUGGAACUCAUCGAAUCGAAACCAAUGGCUCAUGUUGUGCACAAUCAACAAUUCUUUGACCUUGGCUUGGACACCAAGUACUCCACGGACUGGGCCAAAAUCGACAGAACCAUUAGGAAACUCGAUGAUGAGCUUGACCUUGUAAUGAUUACGGAAUAUUACGAUGAAUCGCUUAUUCUGCUGCGCGAUUUGCUGUGUUGGUCAACUGAAGACAUUCUCUACACGAAAAGAAUGGUUCGCAAUACUACGUACAUCUCACGAAGUCCGUCCUGA